This is a messenger RNA of Giardia duodenalis, 2136 nucleotides long. RefSeq names its product Type II inositol-1,4,5-trisphosphate 5-phosphatase. Gene Ontology annotation, molecular function: phosphatase activity. Gene Ontology annotation, biological process: phosphatidylinositol dephosphorylation. The transcript has a single exon. Bases 1 to 2136 code for a protein of 711 amino acids. The record is from RefSeq and is a predicted model, not a curated record. NCBI's taxonomy places the organism in Eukaryota, Fornicata, Diplomonadida, Hexamitidae.
AUGGAACAGGUCUUUGAGUACCAUCCAGUGCAGAUGGCGUUCAUGACCUUCAACGUUAAAGAGAAGGAUCCGAACCAGCUGGCAGCCAAGGAGAUCGCUAAGGUCAUGGUCGGAAGCCGCGUGGUGGUGCUGGGCUUCCAGGAGAUCGACAUGUCAAUCUCCGCGAAUAUUAAGAAGUCGAAGCGCAUCACGAAGUGGGAGGAUCUUCUAGACGCUGAGUUUGUCCGCGGAGGCACCAAGUCCUCCAACUCUCUCAAGUAUAUGAAGCUUGCCUCUCACUUCAUGAUGGGUAUUGUGAUACUCAUGUACAUAGAUGUGCAGUUAUUGCCCCAGAUGCACGACAUCGAGGCGACGACGGUCUCGAUGGGGGUGGGAAAAAUCUUCGGUAACAAGGGUGGUGUUGCGGUCUCUUUCUGCAUCAACAGCACAUCCUAUUUGAUCUUAAAUUGUCAUCUUCUGCACGGUGAAACAGAGGAGGACCUUGAAAAGCGGGACAAGCAGCUGAUUAGUCUCUUCCACCACUCCUCUGUGACCCUGUGUACUGUGAAGAAGCAGGAUGGGUCGACAGAUGAGCAGAACUUCAUGGCUGCAGACCAGUUCAAUGAGGCACGUGACCUCCGCUUUGCAAGCUUCCUCCCCAUGGAUAGGAGUGCUCUUCACCGCAGAAACCAAGAGAACUUACCGAUCUUCGAGUGCUACGAUUAUAUAAUUCUGCUUGGUGACCUCAACUAUCGCAUAGAUAAGGCUACGAAAGAAGACCAACUCAAGAUUAGGAUGGAUUCGGAUGCAUUCAUUCUCAACAGUAACUCGUUUGAAGAAGAAAAGAUUGUCUUCCCGCCAUCCUACAAGUAUGGAAAGGGAGGCUCGCUAGUUUUAGACAGAGAGCCCUCCUGGACAGAUCGCAUCCUCAUCUCCAGAAAAUACAAUCAAGGCGAUAAUCUGAAGCUCAAUUAUAUUAAAUACUCAUCUCUUCAGGACCUGAUGCUUUCUGACCACAAAGCUGUAUACCAGGUUGCCGAGCUAUGCUAUAGAGCCGUUGUCGAUGAACGUAUCGGAGACUGUCUAAAGCAGUAUUGUGGCACAUGGGACCAGAGGACGCGCGAGAUGAACCCGCAGUUGAGGUACCUGGACCAGCCCCAGACCGUACACCGUGUUCUUCCGUCCAAGUCGAAGCUGAAUCGCAUCACUUUGAACUUUGAACUGGUGUGUUCCAAGUCCUUAAUUAAGCAUCUUGUGUUUGAGGUGAGCGGACUCGAUGACUUCUUGUUCACAAAUAAGGUGGUGUCCAAGACGCAUGCCUCUGUGACGGAGAUCGUCUCCUAUUUGGAUGCAGACCACCAGAUGCCCGAUAUAAAGCGGUCUCCCACAGGAAUUAUUCUCAGCACUUACGCUCUUACCCUCGAUAUAGACCUGGACAUCCCCGCGCUCCUCCCUUACGCACAGCGGGUAUACUCAUCUCCACGACUCAGAGACCUUCUCGACAAACAGCUGUCCAUCCCAUUGUUGGUCACCGUUACACCCAAUAGCGACGCCAUUUGUCUCUACAAAGACACGACCAUCCCGUUCUUUGUCAAGAUCGCUGACCACGUUGGGUUGUACCGAGAUGAUCUCAUGGGCCUCAUGAAUCUUUCUCUCUCGUCGAUCAAUGCAUCUACUCUGGAGAUUGUGGGCGAGUCUUCUUCUGCUGCCACCACCAUGGCAGACAGUAGCAUAGAGUCUGUCGAAAAUAAGGACCCGUCUGUUUUGCCCCUUCUUGUGAAGCUAUGUCGCACGAAUCCGGAUAUCAACGAUCUUAGGUUGUUGGUGGACUUCUUGAGCUAUGGUAUCUUUGCAUUAGAUUGCAAAGACGGAGUUGUCAAUCUUCUGGCCUCCAAGGAUCCGGACGCAGAUCCCGCCUCCCUCCAGUCCUCUAUUUUAUCUCAUCUUUCCCAGCGCCUCAAGGCAAUCCAAACGGGGUCUGAGCGCGAUGUCAUAAUGUAUAGGAACAUUCGCUUUACACUCUCCUAUAUGCGAUUCCUCAGAGACAGAAACGACCAGCUCUAUCGAGCAGCAGCUCCUGCGGUUCUUUCCUCGCUAUUUACUUUAGAAAGGGGAACUCUAGCAUGGACAGAUGCACUGGAAUCACUGCUUCAGUGA